This is a messenger RNA of Blastocystis hominis, 1026 nucleotides long. RefSeq lists its product as hypothetical. The transcript has 5 exons. Gene Ontology annotation, cellular component: nucleus; cytoplasm. The record is from RefSeq and is a predicted model, not a curated record. Gene Ontology annotation, molecular function: phosphopantothenate--cysteine ligase activity. Gene Ontology annotation, biological process: coenzyme A biosynthetic process. Lineage: Eukaryota; Bigyra; Opalinata; Blastocystidae. Bases 1 to 780 code for a protein of 259 amino acids.
AUGAACAAAGAUCUAAUAACCUGCCACGAUUUCUUUAACUCUAUUAAUACAAAAAUGGGCCAAAUCGACGAAGAACUCAAAAGUCGAGUGGCAGAUUUUGUCCACAACGCAGUUUCGAACAAUAAGAAAGUGGUGAUUGUUACGUCGGGAGGAACUACAGUGCCGCUUGAGAAAAACACUGUUCGAUUCAUUGAUAACUUUUCUACAGGGACAAGAGGAGCAACGAGUGCAGAAUAUUUCCUCCAAUAUGGAUAUUCCGUGUUGUUUCUGUAUCGAUCGUCCACGAAGCGUCCAUUCCGCACUACUGUUGACGAAUAUAUUAGUGAGCAUUUGGAGAGUGCAAUAUGUUCUGGAACCGAACUUCUCUGUAUGUCGUAUUUCGUGGUGAUAAGAAGUGAGCAAUGUGCCCUGCAUCAAGUAAGUUAUCGCAACGAUUUGUUGGAAAUCCCCUUCACGUCUGUUUUCGAUUACAUGAUUCUUCUGCGUCACUUAUGUCUCUCUUGUGAAAGCAUGGGACGAAAUCUGAUGUUGUUCUCCGCAGCAGCCGUUUCGGACUUUUACAUUCCCUACAACGAAAUGGCGGAGCACAAGAUUCAAUCAAGCGAGGGCAAUCCACACAUCGCUCUAACGAACACUCCCAAAAUGCUCUAUUUGGUGACGAGGGAAUGGGCGAGCGAUGCCUAUAACGUAUCGUUCAAGCUCGAAACCGAUAUCGAUCUUUUGGUGAGCAAGGCGACCUCGGCGAUCUGCAAGUGGGUUUGGGAGAAGGUUUUGUCGUAGGUAUGAUGUUGACUGUGUGGUGGCCAAUGUGCUGAUGACUCGCUACAAGGAAAUCCGACUGAUCUUUAACGCGAAGAGUCGGAAGAACCGAGGGAUGAAGUUCCAGGCCGAGCAGGGAGCAGGGGCAGAAACAGGGGCAGAGGGAAAGAUCGCGAUUGAAUUAGUGACCAAGACAGACGAAAAACCCUUGGAAGCGCAGUUUAUUCCGCGGUUGGUGGAGGCACACGAUCUGUAUUUGUCUCAGUA